AUGGCCCGUAAAUGGCGACCAGUGGUGGUAACUUGGGAAACGCCCCCGCCCCUGCGGUACAAACUGAACACGGAUGCUAGUGUGGUCAACGGGAAGGCUAGUGGAGGAGGAGUGCUACGGGACUCACAUGGUAGAGUUAUCUUUGCAUUCUAUAAGGAGUUUGGGGAAAAAAGCGUAUUGCAGGCUGAGGCUUUGGCCGUAUUAGAGGGGCUCCUAAUGUGUGUGGCAAAGGGGAUACGAGGGAUUCUAGUGGAGGUGGACUCGGCGGUACUUGUGUCCUUAGUCAAAUCAUCGGCGCUGGGAGGUUGGUUGUAUUGCAAUGUGCUAAGGCGGAUUCGUCGCUUGUUGGAUCAGGUAGCUAUGUCGUUUACGCAUAUAUUUCGAGAGGCAAAUGUGGUUGCAGAUAGGUUAGCUGCUUUGCAGGGAUGUCCGAGUAAGGUUUUUGAUUCUCCUCAGCUGUUACCUAGGGAGGUUCGGGGCUAUAUUGCUAUGGAUGCCGCCUAA
Molecule: messenger RNA, 504 nt
Organism: Coffea arabica (coffee)
Lineage: Eukaryota; Viridiplantae; Streptophyta; Magnoliopsida; Gentianales; Rubiaceae
Source: RefSeq, a predicted model, not a curated record